This is a messenger RNA of Drosophila guanche, 950 nucleotides long. It is a transcript of the gene Coq3, whose product is annotated as ubiquinone biosynthesis O-methyltransferase, mitochondrial. The coding region runs from base 72 to 941 and encodes 289 amino acids. NCBI's taxonomy places the organism in Eukaryota, Metazoa, Arthropoda, Insecta, Diptera, Drosophilidae. Gene Ontology annotation, biological process: ubiquinone biosynthetic process. The transcript is spliced from 4 exons. The record is from RefSeq and is a predicted model, not a curated record. Gene Ontology annotation, molecular function: 2-methoxy-6-polyprenyl-1,4-benzoquinol methyltransferase activity.
AGGAGAUUGUCAAUGCACAGGGCGACUGUCAGCUGUUUUUCGUGAAAAUUGUUUUUGUUGCCACCAGAAUUAUGCUGCGAAAUUCGGUUUAUCCGCACAGCAAGCUGCUGCAGACUCUGGCUAAAGUGUUGGGCAGAUGCAACAACAGCAACAGCAGCACCGGCGGCGGGGGCAGUGCAACACUCGAUGCCGACACAAAACGCGAAGUGGAACAUCAUGAGAAUCAAGCCACAGAUUGGUGGAACCAGAAUGGCACAAUGGAAGCACUGCAUGCCCUCAAUGAAAUACGCGUUCCCUUUAUACGCGAUGGCAUCGUUGCGCGCGGCAAUGUGAAGUCUCAUUACGUAAAUACAACAAAGGUCUUGAAGGGACAAUGCCUGCUAGAAGUUGGUUGUGGCGGUGGUCUGCUGACCGAGCAACUGGCGCGCCUGGGCGCCCAGGUUACGGGCAUAGAUUUAGCCGACAAACUGAUUGCCGCUGCUAAGGUUCAUUUGACGGAGCUUAGUCCGGAGCUGUCCAGCAAUGUGAAGUAUAAAAUGGAGCCAGUCAAUCAGCAUGCCAAAGCGAAUUGCGAGCGCUACGAUGCCGUCAUUGUAUCCGAGGUACUGGAGCACGUGGAUGACAAGGUGGCCCUGCUGGAAGCGUGUGUGCGUAGCCUUAGACCAGGCGGAUCCAUAUUUAUUACCACUUUGAACAAAACUCUUCCCAUGUGGGUGGCCGGAGUGGCCGUAAGCGAGUAUGUGCUGAACCUGGUGCCCAGGGGCACGCAUCAUUGGGAUAAGAUGAUUUCCCCACUGGAUGUUCAACGCAUAUUGGACACGAUGAACUGUCAGACCGUGCUGGUGAAUGGCAGCACCUACGACUUCUGGAACAACUCUUGGCGCUGGAUAAACACGACCCAAAUGUGCUACGCCCUGCAAGCAGUGAAAGAUUCGGAGUGAAGUUCUAUU